Drechmeria coniospora is the source of this 1158-nucleotide messenger RNA. RefSeq names its product UV excision repair protein. Gene Ontology annotation, cellular component: nucleoplasm; cytosol. Gene Ontology annotation, biological process: nucleotide-excision repair; proteasome-mediated ubiquitin-dependent protein catabolic process. The record is from RefSeq and is a predicted model, not a curated record. NCBI's taxonomy places the organism in Eukaryota, Fungi, Ascomycota, Sordariomycetes, Hypocreales, Ophiocordycipitaceae. The coding region runs from base 1 to 1158 and encodes 385 amino acids. The transcript has 7 exons. Gene Ontology annotation, molecular function: damaged DNA binding; ubiquitin binding; proteasome binding.
AUGAAGGUCACUUUCAGGGAUCUGAAGCAGCAAAAGUUCACCCUCGAGGUCGAGCCCACUGACCUGGUCUUCGCCGUCAAGGAAAAGAUCGCGGGUGAGAGGGGAUGGGAUGCAAAGCACCAAAAGCUCAUCUACUCCGGCAAAAUUCUCAAGGAUGACGAGACAGUCGCUUCAUACAACAUCGAGGAGAAGGGCUUCGUUGUUUGCAUGGUGAACAAGCCCAAAGAGAAGCCUGCUGCUCCAGCUCCCGCCGUCGAAUCGUCGGCUGCUCCUCCUCCAGCCACCCCUGCUCAACCUGUCGCCAGCACGCCUGCCGCUCCUGCCGCUCCUUCUCAUUCCACAUCUACUCAUGCCGCUGCGCCUGCCACGCCGACCCCUCAACGGGCGGCCGAUGAACCCUCGGCUGGCGAUUCGACCGGCUUGGCCAUGGGUGCGGAGCGUGCCGAGGCCAUCGCCAACAUGGAAGCGAUGGGGUUCGAGAGGAGCCAGAUCGAAGCAGCCAUGCGCGCUGCCUUUAACAACCCUGAUCGUGCAGUUGAGUACCUGUUGACCGGAAUCCCAGACAACGUCCAACAGGAGCAGCAGCAACGACAUGCCGCACCUGUUCACCCUCUCGCCUCGUCUACGAACACUGCUCCGGCUCAAGGUGACGAAGAUGAUGGAGGCGUGAACCUGUUUGAUCUGGCAGCCCAGCAAGGUGGCACCGGGGCUUCCCGAAGCGGGGGUAAUGCCGCCGCCGCCGCCGCCGCCGCCGCCGCCGCUUCGCAGGGUGGUGAUCUCGGAAACCUGGAUUUUCUCCGCCACAAUGCUCAGUUUCAGCAGCUCCGUCAGGUCGUCCAGCAGCAGCCCCAAAUGUUGGAGCCUAUCCUCCAGCAGCUCGGCGCGGGCAACCCCCAGCUGGCGCAACUUAUCGCUUCCAACCCGGACCAGUUCCUUCAGCUGCUUGGGGAGAAUGCCGACGACGACGUGCCUCUCCCCCCGGGUGCACAGGCAAUCUCCGUGACCGAGGAAGAACGCGAUGCUAUCGAGAGGUUGGUUCGCCUGGGUUUCGGUCGUGACCAAGCUAUUCAGGCGUACUUUGCCUGCGACAAGAAUGAAGAGCUUGCCGCCAACUUCCUAUUCGAACAGCCCGAAGAUGACGAUCCUCCCACCAACUAA